AACCCACAUGGAAACGCGGGACACUUGUGUUUGAUUUCAACGGCCUUUCGUGGGUUAGUCGACGUUACUUUACUCACGUUUUAGAGCGUUUGAUACCGAAAAAGAAACAUGAAGAUUGAAGAGGUGAAAAGCACAACGAAGACGCAGCGCAUCGCUUCUCACAGCCAUGUGAAGGGUCUGGGGCUGGAUGAGGCCGGUAAUGCCAAACAGUCCGCGGCCGGGCUUGUGGGACAGGAGACCGCUAGAGAGGCAUGUGGCAUCAUCGUAGAGCUGAUUCGUUCCAAAAAGAUGGCUGGAAGAGCUAUUCUACUCGCAGGGCCACCUGGGACAGGAAAGACUGCUUUAGCAUUGGCCAUGGCACAAGAAUUGGGGAAUAAAGUUCCAUUCUGUCCUAUGGUGGGCAGUGAAGUGUAUUCCUCAGAAAUCAAAAAGACUGAAGUGCUGAUGGAGAACUUCAGAAGAGCCAUAGGUCUGCGCAUCAAGGAGACUAAAGAGGUGUAUGAAGGAGAGGUCACUGAAUUGACCCCAUGUGAGACGGAAAACCCAAUGGGGGGCUACGGAAAAACAGUCAGUCAUGUCAUUAUCAGUUUGAAGACGGCAAAGGGUACCAAACAGUUAAAGUUGGAUCCCAGUAUCUAUGAAAGUCUGCAGAAGGAGAGAGUGGAGGUCGGUGAUGUUAUCUACAUCGAAGCUAACAGUGGGGCAGUCAAGAGGCAGGGACGAUGUGACACAUUUGCAACAGAGUUUGAUUUGGAGGCAGAGGAGUAUGUUCCUCUACCAAAAGGUGAUGUGCACAAGAAGAAAGAGAUUAUUCAGGAUGUUACACUUCAUGAUCUGGAUGUAGCCAAUGCAAGACCUCAGGGUGGUCAGGACAUACUUUCUAUGAUGGGUCAACUGAUGAAGCCCAAAAAGACAGAAAUAACAGAUAAACUGCGAGCUGAGAUAAACAAGGUGGUGAACAAGUACAUUGAUCAGGGUGUGGCAGAGCUGGUUCCUGGCGUUCUGUUUGUUGAUGAGGUUCACAUGCUGGACAUCGAGUGCUUCACCUACCUGCACCGAGCACUAGAGAGCUCCAUCUCUCCCAUUGUAGUGUUUGCAUCCAACCGAGGAAACUGCCUUAUCAGGGGUACAGAGGAUAUCAGCUCUCCUCAUGGAAUUCCACUGGACCUACUGGAUCGAGUCAUGAUUAUCAGAACCAUGCUGUACACCCCUCAAGAAAUGAAACAGAUCAUAAAGAUCCGAGCUCAGACAGAGGGUAUCAACAUCAGUGAGGAGGCUUUAUCUCACCUUGGAGAGAUUGGUACCAAAACUACACUCCGAUAUGCAGUGCAGCUGCUGACCCCUGCCAAUCUGCUGGCUCGGGUUCAGGGGAAGGAAGUAGUCGAAAAAGAAUAUAUCGAAGAAAUUAACGAACUCUUCUAUGAUGCCAAGUCUUCUGCAAAGAUCCUUCAAGACCAGCACACAAAGUUUAUGAAAUAAUUUUAACCAUAG
Messenger RNA from Xyrauchen texanus (razorback sucker), 1491 nucleotides. It is a transcript of the gene ruvbl1, whose product is annotated as RuvB-like AAA ATPase 1. Gene Ontology annotation, cellular component: NuA4 histone acetyltransferase complex; Swr1 complex; R2TP complex. Gene Ontology annotation, molecular function: ATP hydrolysis activity; DNA helicase activity; ATP binding. The transcript is spliced from 11 exons. Gene Ontology annotation, biological process: box C/D snoRNP assembly; chromatin remodeling; regulation of transcription by RNA polymerase II. NCBI's taxonomy places the organism in Eukaryota, Metazoa, Chordata, Actinopteri, Cypriniformes, Catostomidae. Bases 109 to 1479 code for a protein of 456 amino acids. The record is from RefSeq and is a predicted model, not a curated record.